GUCACUCAAAUAAAGGACCGUAAAGAGGAGCGAGGUUUGUGAAGGAGCAAGGGACAUACAACGUCAAGCACAUUGGGUUGUUAAAGUAUUUAGAUCCAUCUUUUAGAAUGAAAGAUCACUGUUUGAUUCUUCUAGUCCUGUCACUCUCAGCGAUCAGUGUACAGGCCUUGUGGAGGUUAAAACUGAAGAAAAUGCCCUCCAUACGAGAGACCCUCAAGGAAAUAGGUGUCACUCCAGCUCAAGUGAUGUCUGAGAUUAUGCCAAAAUUUUAUGAACCCUCACCCACCAAUGGCACAGCACCGACAGCUCUAAUUAACUACUUGGAUACUCAGUACUUUGGUGAGAUCAGUAUUGGUUCACCAGCUCAGAUGUUCAACGUUGUGUUUGACACUGGUUCUGCAAACCUUUGGGUUCCCUCACACAGCUGUUCUCCUCUAUACACAGCCUGUUUCACACACAACAGGUAUGAUGCUUCCAAAUCCCUCACUCACAUUUUCAAUGGCACAGGAUUCUCCAUCCAGUAUGCUUCUGGAAACGUCCGGGGAUUUCUGAGCGAGGAUGUGGUUGUUGUGGGUGGUAUUCCCGUGGUGCAGGUUUUUGCAGAGGCAACGGCUCUUCCUGCGAUUCCAUUCAUCUUUGCCAAGUUUGACGGAGUGUUAGGGAUGGGUUAUCCAAACGCAGCCAUUGAUGGAAUUACACCUGUUUUUGAUCGCAUCAUGUCACAACAUAUCCUAAAUGAGGAUGUUUUCUCUGUGUAUUACAGUAGGGACCCAACACACAUACCUGGGGGAGAGCUUGUACUGGGGGGAACAGACCCGAAGUACCACACUGGAUCUUUCCACUAUGUCAAUACCAAAGAGGAAGGCAAAUGGGAGGUCACCAUGAAAGGAGUUUCGGUGGGGGCAGACAUGCUGUUUUGCAUGGACAGCUGUACGGCUGUGAUUGAUACUGGCUCCUCCUACAUCACAGGACCUGCCUCCUCUGUUUCUAUUCUGAUGAAAACAAUCGGGGCCGUUGAGCUGGCUGAGGGAGGGUACACUGUGAACUGUGAUCUGGUGAAGUCUUUGCCCAGUGUGGCCUUUCAUCUUGGUGGUCAGGAAUAUCCUCUCACAGAAGAGGACUAUAUUCUCUGGCAGUCAGAAUUUGGGGAGGACAUCUGUACUGUGACCUUCAAAGCGUUGGAUGUGCCUCCCCCUACUGGUCCCGUUUGGAUUCUGGGGGCAAACUUCAUAGCUCGAUAUUAUACCAAAUUUGAUCGGAGAAACAAUCGUAUCGGCUUCGCUCUAGCAGUCUGACAACAACUGGGAUCACUUUGACUUUAGCCUAACAUCAUAUUGCACAUAUCACAUAUAAACUACAAAUAGGUGGCCACUUGAUCUGUCACAUAAGAUAUAAAUGCUGUCCUUUUAAGAGUUUAUUUUUAGUUACAUUUAUUUUUCUGUGAUCCAGGUUUGGAUUAGUAUAGUGGUGCUGGUCCAAGAAUAACAAAUGAUAUGUCAGGAGUGAUCUUUUACAACAGUGGGAUAUGUGGGUUUAUUAUAUACUUUGCUAACUUGCUCCGAAAGGGAAAAUAGUGUUGAAUUCACUUGCAAAAUUAAAUAGGUCUCUCAUUUAUAUUAUUUGCACUAUUCACUCCUGUCUCUGAUUUUAAGUCAUUUUAUUUAUGCACUGUGACUUGGGCAUCAGAAAGUGUGCAAUACUUGAUUACUACAUGUAAAAUAAACACAUAUGCCCAAGAAAUCCACUUGCUUUUUGCACCAAUGUAUUCACCAUAGUAAUCUACUAGUAAACACUUUAACAUAAGGUUCUAUUCAUUAACAUUAGUAAAAGGAAUAGUUUAACCAGUGAUGAAAAUUCUCUCAUUAUUUAUCCCAGAAGUGUAUGACUUUUAUUUCUUCUACUGAACACAAACAAAGAUUUUUAGAAGAAUAUCUCAGCUUUAUAGUCCAUACAAUGCAAAAGAAAGGUGCCCAGAAAUCUGAAGGUCCAAAAAUGCAUAUAAAGUCAGCUUAAAUGCAAUCCAUUUGACUUCAGUGGUUAAAUCAAUGUCUUCAGAAGCAAUAUGAUAGGUAUGGGUCUUUUUUCCCCCUAUAAAUUCUCCUUCCUGCUCAGUAGGCGGUGACAUGCACGAAGAAUGUGAAUUAUCAAAAACAAAAGAACAAGAAUGAGGAAGUGAAAGUGGAGAUAUAGAGUAAAAAAAGUAUGGUUAAACUCAAGUUUGCAGUGUCCUUGUUACAGUGUAAUAACACAAGUAAUAACUGAUUAUUACUAAUUAACAACAUGUACUUACUAUAGGUUUGGUUUAGGAUUAGUUGCUUGUAAUUAUGCAUAAUUGACUGUAAUUACUAUAGUCAAUAUAUAUAAUAUGUGUAACAAGGACACUGUAAAAUAAAGUGUUACCAAAUAUGAAUCUGUUUCUCAUCCACACUUAUCAUAUCACUUCUAAAGAUAUAGAUUUAACUACUUUAAAUUUUUGGGUGAACUUUCCCUUUUAGGCUUUAGAUAC
Molecule: messenger RNA, 2506 nt
Organism: Xyrauchen texanus (razorback sucker)
Lineage: Eukaryota; Metazoa; Chordata; Actinopteri; Cypriniformes; Catostomidae
Product: renin-like
Exons: 9
Coding region: 108-1295 (395 amino acids)
Biological process (GO): angiotensin maturation
Molecular function (GO): aspartic-type endopeptidase activity
Source: RefSeq, a predicted model, not a curated record